This is a messenger RNA of Capsaspora owczarzaki ATCC 30864, 2137 nucleotides long. RefSeq lists its product as hypothetical. Gene Ontology annotation, molecular function: protein binding. Lineage: Eukaryota; Filasterea; Ministeriida; Capsasporidae. The transcript has 3 exons. Gene Ontology annotation, cellular component: mitochondrial inner membrane. Bases 625 to 2016 code for a protein of 463 amino acids. Gene Ontology annotation, biological process: mitochondrial respiratory chain complex III assembly. The record is from RefSeq and is a predicted model, not a curated record.
CGUUGCUCUCUCUCUCUCUCUGUAUGCGCCAGCAGCUCGUCGUGUUUGUCUCUGAAGCCGGUCUCGCCAACAUCCUCGCUCGCCACCACUCUGCCUCCACUCCCGCCAGCAACACCAACAACAACAACAACAGCAGCAACUCGGACUCGCUCAAUCUCACUCCGGCAGACGUCGUCGUCGAGGUCGUCAACGGGCCCGACAAUCUCCUCGUCUCGGUCGCGGACAUCCACGCUGCAGCCGCGCUCGCCUCGCUGCUCCUCGCUGAAGGCGUUCGAUCCAAUCGUCUCGCUUCAACAUCCGAGUCGGACACACAGAUCGCUGAAGCCUCAUCGCAGGGCUCGGGAAGACUUGCAUUGGGCGUCGCUGCCCUGAUCAUUGGUACAAUUGCCAUUCUUGCCAUCAUCCCAGAAUCGAUUUAUCGCGCACUCCCGCUGCUUUGGAUUGGUCUGGUUGUCGUGGCAUUCCUGAAGCUUGCUCAAGAGCGUUGGUCGAACGGAACACUCUUCUCCUCAGAGUCUCACGCUCAUUCUCAUUCUCAUUCUCAUUCCCAUUCCCAUUCCCAUUCCCAUUCCCAUUCCCAUUCCCAUUCCUAUUCUCACUCGCACGAGCACAGCUCUUAAAGUCAUGGCGUCGCUCUCGUCACACGUGCUGCCUCUGCUGCACCGUCAAGCAUUGAUGCAAGCCAACGUUUCUCUCCUACGUCCGCACCUUCUAGGCUGUCGACACAUUCAUCUCGGCGCCAGGACGAACACAUCUACUAGCGUCUUGCCCACACCCACUGCUCAUCACCACCACCGCAGGUACUCGUCGUCGUCGUCAGCAUCAUCAUCAUCAUCAUCGACAUCGUCCUCAGUCUUUUCAAGCAAGUCUGGCCGCGUGGCCAUCGCAGGCAUCUUGGGAGUGGCGACCGCUGCAGGUGCACUCGAGCUCUACAAGCACUUUUAUGGCCCAACGGAUGGCCUGACAGCCACUGCACGCUCGCUUGUACUCAAGUCCAAGCUGGCCCAAAACGCCGGCGACCCCCAGCGUGCCCUCUCCCUCCUUCAGGACGCCGAAAAGCUGACCAAUGCCGAGGCGGUUGGUUAUCCGUACAUUACUGACACCCUGGCCAACCUGCAUCUGCUGCUGCACAACUUGGAUGAUGCCGAACGCUACUUUCGCAUAACCAUGCGAGCGCGCAUUGCUCGUGGCGUGCCUCCCACCAGCGAUGAGAUGAUUGAAAUCUCCAUCAAACUCGCUACCAUCUACGAGAUGCAAUCCAAACCAGAGUUGGCAGAAGUCGGAUACCACUGGGCCGCUGCAACCAUGGGUGCUCAACGCGAGCAUCUUGCAGAGGAAGUGUUGCGGCAGCAGCGCCGGGAAGCCUACCAGCAAGCUCACCAAGCGGAUGCAAAGCUCGAUGACAACCGCACCGCCAUGACCCCAUCACCUUCUUCUUCUUCUUCUUCUUCUCCUCCUCCUCCUCCUCCAGCCACCAAAGCAACCAAAGCCGUGCAUACACGAUGGGGGAUUGAUGGGCCAGAUGCAGACAUGAGCCUGGAAAACUUCAACUAUCCUCUGCUCGCAAUGGCCUUGGAACAUUUGGGGCGCUUUUACGCACAGAAUGGCGUGAACGAACCCGCCCUGGAGCUCCUGCAAGAGUCGCUUCGCAUUGUCCGCCGCAAAAUGGGUCCCAAUCACGAGCAGGUUGGCGCCAUUUUGGCCACCAUCACCACGGUUCAGCACGAGUUGCGCGACGACGUUGCCGCCAAGCGUACAGCUCUGGCUGCGCUCGAAUUUGCGCGCCAGCCGGCUGGCCGUCGUAUGCUGCAUGUGGCGCUCUUCAAUCUGGCCACCGUUCAGCUUGCACUCGAGGGGCUUUCACCGGCGAUUGUCGCGAUGCUCAUCGAAGCGGACAAUGCUGCACCCAACGACUAUGAGCGGACUACCCUUCGUGGCAGCAUCUUCCCCAUGCUCAAGCAGCACCCGACGCUCCGCGGACAACUGCCGUGGCUCCAGCGACCUCCCACAAAUUGAUGAUGGUUUUGACGGUGGUUUGAAUUGCGGUGGAUCCAAUCCAGUACCUCCUUGCAUACCAACGCCAUUUCACAGCAUUUAGUAUUCAUCACCAUAAAACCAAAGUACAUGUCUAUUCUCA